Molecule: messenger RNA, 1831 nt
Organism: Hipposideros armiger (great roundleaf bat)
Lineage: Eukaryota; Metazoa; Chordata; Mammalia; Chiroptera; Hipposideridae
Gene: NHLH1
Product: nescient helix-loop-helix 1
Exons: 2
Coding region: 442-849 (135 amino acids)
Biological process (GO): regulation of transcription by RNA polymerase II
Molecular function (GO): DNA-binding transcription factor activity, RNA polymerase II-specific; protein dimerization activity; RNA polymerase II cis-regulatory region sequence-specific DNA binding
Source: RefSeq, a predicted model, not a curated record
GUGAGUGUGUGCGCUGGCGCGUGUGUGAGUACUGGUAGCCCCAGUACCUGGCCAAGCCCACCCCCUCCACCUGGGCCCUGUAUCCCCACCAUGUGUACCCCUCUCAUCUGCCCCGGAGCCUAUACAGCCACACUGCGCUGCCCCCGAGAGCUCUAGAAAGCUGGUCACUAACUUUGCAGACGGAUGAGCUCUGAGCAGCCAGAGAAGACUAGGGCUGUCAACGCUGCCCCUGUCCUGCCAGCUUGGAUCCCCUCACAGGGUCCUCCUAGGCUCUCAGCUGGAACCCUGACCAUGGAACCCUGAAGUGGCUCUGACUUCUCAAGCUCAGUGGCAGACCCCAACACCCCAGACCCUUCCUGUCCCUCCCACAACCAGCUUUCAGGCUCCCAGAGGGAGGGGUGGGGAGGGGAUUCUGAUCUCACAGGGAAGGGGGCUUCCAUCAUGAUGCUCAACUCAGACACCAUGGAGCUGGACCUGCCUCCCACCCACUCUGAGACGGAGUCAGGCUUCAGUGACUGUGGGGGCAGUGCAGGCCCUGACGGGGCUGGGCCCGGGGGUGUGGGCGGGGGCGGGGGCCAGGCCCGGGGCCUGGAGCCUGGCGAGCCUGGCCGAAAAGACCUUCAGCACUUGAGCCGGGAGGAGCGGCGGCGCCGGCGCAGGGCCACAGCCAAGUACCGCACGGCCCAUGCCACGCGGGAGCGAAUCCGUGUGGAGGCCUUCAACCUGGCCUUCGCAGAGCUGCGCAAGCUGCUGCCCACACUGCCCCCAGACAAGAAGCUCUCCAAGAUUGAGAUCCUGCGCCUGGCCAUCUGCUACAUCUCCUAUCUGAACCACGUGCUGGAUGUCUGAAGGCGUCCUGGAUGUGCCCCUCCUCCCCUGGCCUCUCUAGGUCUCCUCUCUGAGGCCCGCUGCCUAGAACAGCCAUCUCCUCCCCAGCCCUGUACCCUGGCAUGGAGUCCCCCAGCCCUGGGCACAGGCAGAGUGCCCUCCCCUCUCCACUUGUCAUGAAGGCUACUUUCUAUUACUGAUCCAGGCACCCUAGGGCUGCUCUCAUGGGCACCUCCUACAGUUCGAGGUUGGGGUCCAGCUGGUUAGAAGUGUCUGCUUGGGAGGUUGGUAUACAGUCCUUGUUGGAUUUACUAAGCCAGCCACACAUGGGUCCCGACUAGCUCUCUCAUGGGCUGCUUGCCUCUUCUACCCCACGUCCACAUUUUCAAAGAUCCCAGACCCACCCCCUUUUGUCUCCCAUCCUUUCCUCCCGGUUCCAGCCUUUCCUGCCCAUGGUAGGGAGGGGGCAUCAGAACGGGAAGGGGGGAGCCUGGGCUCAGAGCGGGGUGAGCUUCUUCCUCAGAGAUCUCAGUCUAGCUUGGCAGAGGGUUCUGGGGAGGAGGGGCCCGGUGAGAUGCCGCCUGUGAGGGGAAUCUCAGUAGCCAAAAUUACGGCAAAAUUACUGUUUUCUAUUUUGUUCCUGAGACUUAGCACAUGCAGACCUUGGAUCUUGCUUGGUAGUGAGUGCCUUGCCCUCUCUGAGCUAUUUUGGCUUCUGCCUGCUGCCUCCCACCCCCGACCACCCCAACUUUCUCCCUCCCUGGGUGCAGCUAGAGAAGGGGAAACCUAGAUCCUGGGGAAGGGGAUGAUGUCCCCAAACUCAGCCGAGGGAAUGGGUGGGCCAAAUCUCACAUCUGCCUCCUCCAUCCCAGCCCACCAGAAAAAUGUGCAAACCCACACCCCCAGUUCCUGCCUCAGAUGCAGGGUGUGCCCCAUCAUUGCCGCCUGGGACUGCUCAACUCUCCAGGCGCUAAGGCCUGUUUAUUAUAUUUUUUCUCCUACC